UGGCAGCUGAGCAAGUUUCAGUGGUUCACUGUGGUUUUUGGAGUCCUGCUGCUGGAUGCUGGGAGACUCGUUCAAGCAAGCCCGAAGUUGCAAGAUGAAUGCAGUGACAUAUGAUGAUGUACUGGUGAAGUUUACACGGGAAGAAUGGGCUUUGUUGGAUGCUUCGCAGAAGAGUCUCUACAAGGAUGUGAUGCUGGAGACCUAUAGGAACCUCACUGCAAUAGGUUAUAACUGGGAAGAUCACAAUGAUAUUGAAGAAUAUUGUGAAGAUUCUGUAAGACAGAAAAGGCAUCUUCAAAGGGAUAAACCAAUUCAUACUAGAGAGAAACUUUAUGAAUGUAUGCAAUAUGACGGAGCCUUUGCAAGAAACAAUUACCUUCCAUUACAUAAAAGGAUAUAUACUGUAUCCAUUGUGUAUUAUACUAGUCUUCAAACACAUAGAAGAACACACACUGCAGAAAAACUCUGUGAUUGUAACCAAAGAGGUAAAGCCUAUUAUUGUCAAAGCGAUCUUCAGAAGCAUAAAAGAACACAUUCUGGAGAGAAACCAUUUGAGUGUAAGCAAUGUGGCAAAGCCUUUGCACAAAACAGCCAUCUUCAAAGUCAUGAGAGAAUACAUACCGGAGAGAAACCCUAUGAAUGUAACCAGUGUGGCAAGUCCUUUGCAGAACACUACCUUCUUCACAGACAUACAAGAGCACAUACCGGAGAGAGGCGCUAUGAAUGUAACCGAUGUAGCAAAGCAUUUUCAUCAAAAAGCAGUCUUCAAGUGCAUAAAAGAACACAUAUGCAAGAGAGACCCUAUGAAUGUACCCAGUGUGGCAAAGCCUUUGCACGAAAGAGCCAUCUCCAAAGCCAUAUAAGAACACAUUCUGGAGAGAAACCCUAUGAAUGUACCCAGUGUGGCAAAGUCUUUGCACGUCACAGCCAUCUUAAAAUUCAUAAUAGAACACAUUCUGGAGAGAAACCCUAUGAAUGCAACCAAUGUUCCAAAGCCUUUGCACAAAAAGGUGAUCUUCAAAAGCAUAAAACAACACAUACUGGAGAGAAACCCUUUGAAUGUAACCAAUGUGGCAAAGCCUUUGCACGACACACCAAUCUUCAAAGGCAUAAAAGAACAUAUAUGGGAGAGAAAGCCUAUGAAUGUAACCAAUGUGGCAAAGCAUUUUCAGAACGAGGCAGUCUUCAAGUGCAUAUAAGAAGACAUACUGGAGAGAAACCCUACAAAUGUAACCAAUGUAGCAAAGCAUUUUCACAACGAGGCGGUCUUCACAUGCAUAUGAGAAGACAUACUGGAGAGAAACCCUAUGAAUGUAACCAAUGUAGUAAAGGAUUUUUAUCACAAUGCAGUCUUCAAGUGCAUAAAAGAACACAUACUGGAGAGAAACCCUUUGAAUGUAACCAAUGUGGCAAAGCCUUUGCACAAAAGAGCCAUCUUAAAAUUCAUAAAACAACACAUACUGGAGAGAAACCCUUUGAAUGUAACCAAUGUGGCAAAGCCUUUGCACAACACAGCUAUCUUCAAAGGCAUAAAAUAACACAUACUGGAGAGAAACCCUUUGAAUGUAACCAAUGUGGCAAAGCCUUUGCACAACACACCCAUCUUCAAAGGCAUAAAAUAACACAUACUGGAGAGAAACCCUAUGAAUGUAACCAAUGUGGCAAAGCAUUUUCAGAACGACGCAAUCUUCAAGUGCAUAUAAGAAGACAUACUGGAGAGAAACCCUACGAAUAUAACCAGUGUAGCAAAGCAUUUCCAUCACAAGGCAAUCUUCAACUGCAUAAAAUAAGACAUAUGGGAGAGAGUCCCUAAAAAUGUUACCAAUGUGGCAAAGCCUUAGCAUUCUAUGGCAGUCUUCAAAUUCAUAAAAGAACACCUACUGGAGAGAAACCCUAUGGAUGCAACCAAUGUGGCAAAGCCUUUGCACACUAUGGCAGUGUUCAAAUGCAUAAAUGAACACAUACUGGAGAGAAAGCCUGUUAAUGUAUCCAGUGUGGCAAAUCUAUUGCAGAACAUGGCCUACUUCAGAGGCAUAAAAGAUCACAAUCUGGAGAGAAACCCUAUGACUGUAAACAAUGGGGCAAAGGAUUUUCAGGACAAGGCAAACUUCACGUGCAAAAUCUGUACUAGGCUGGCUCUUCUUUUAAGUUUAACAAGUGUAUCUGGCCAU
Apodemus sylvaticus (European woodmouse) is the source of this 2171-nucleotide messenger RNA. Its product is annotated as zinc finger protein 431-like. Gene Ontology annotation, molecular function: DNA-binding transcription repressor activity, RNA polymerase II-specific. The coding region runs from base 56 to 1813 and encodes 585 amino acids. The record is from RefSeq and is a predicted model, not a curated record. Lineage: Eukaryota; Metazoa; Chordata; Mammalia; Rodentia; Muridae. The transcript has 5 exons. Gene Ontology annotation, biological process: negative regulation of transcription by RNA polymerase II.